Messenger RNA from Austrofundulus limnaeus, 3219 nucleotides. RefSeq names its product reticulon 1a (gene rtn1a). The record is from RefSeq and is a predicted model, not a curated record. NCBI's taxonomy places the organism in Eukaryota, Metazoa, Chordata, Actinopteri, Cyprinodontiformes, Rivulidae. Gene Ontology annotation, biological process: endoplasmic reticulum tubular network formation; brain development; neuron differentiation. Gene Ontology annotation, cellular component: neuron projection; postsynaptic density; endoplasmic reticulum membrane. The transcript has 9 exons. Bases 256 to 2439 code for a protein of 727 amino acids.
AGUGAACUAAAAAACAAUCAACCUCUCCUCCUGCUCCCCGAACCGACCGCACCGUCCACGUCCACAGACACAACCAGGUUCGGCUCUGCUCGGCAGCUGACACAGAACCAGCCGGGAGCUGCUGCUGCUGCUUUGUGCGUUUCUCUCUCGUCCUCCCGCCGCUCUUCAUCCGGUUAAAGAAGAAGAAGAAGACAAGACGCCUGCAGGAGCAGCUGCGGCGAUUCUCUCUCCCGUCCGACGACACCGGAAACAAGCAUGUCCGCUGAGGAGCUCGGCUCGGAGGGGAAGUGGUUCGGCGACGACUACGACAGGAGCGGCCUGUUCGGCAACACGCCGACUCGGUUCGGCGAGGAAUUCAAGCCGCGAGGCGGCGAGGCGGCGGGCGACCUGGAUAAACACUUUCAUCCUUUCCAGGACGACGGGGGAAGGCCUCGCGUUGCUAUGGAAACUGCAUCUACAGAUGAUCCCAUGUCUGGCCUGUUUAGGAAGCCCAUGAAUGACGAUGGUGACGUUUACACGUCCCUACUGUCCAAUCAGAGCUUCACAGCUGACCGGGAGGCCUCUUACAUGUCGGACGACCUGAAGCCUUCCAACCACUCAUCUGGCUCCUCUGGCCUGGACCACUUCUCCAGUGACACCUACGACUUCAACUCCAAAAGCAAGAUGACUUCCAGCUUGUUGGAUGACAUGCCGAAACCUCUGCUGGGCUCAGACAAGACAGAAUCCUACAACUACAUGGAUAUCAGCCAUGGAGAAGAGCUGCGUGACCAUCACCAGGGGUCUCCACCCAACGUUUUUGACAAAGGUUCAGCUGAGCACAACUUAGAGGGCAGAUACAUAGAUAAUAACCCUGGAAGAGAUGAUGAGGACGAAGAGGAUGAGGAUGAGGAAGAAAAUCUCGGCCCAGCACUGGGCUCUCACUCUUUCCCCUAUGUGGAGGAUCCAUCUGACGAGGAGCUGACAGAUUACCGCUCCUACCGGAACCUGGGCGGGACCCCGCAGACAGCCAGUCCAGUGAAGAUCACUCUGACCGAGUCCCAGCUUCCAGGUUCCAAGGCUGAGGCGCAGCAACGUCCUCCUCCGGUCUCUGAGCGGGAGAACGUCCUGAGCGUGGGCCAGCAGGGGGUCCCCACGCUGACACUGUCAGAGCCGGAGGAUGACAGCCCCUCUUCCACUCCGAAUGAUUCACCGACACGUAAAGGAUUUCCCUCUGAAGAYAUGUUCAAGACCGAAGCAGAAAAACCUAAAACCCCCCAAAACAACCAAAGCACGAAGCCUGGCAGCCRGGACCACGACGGCAGCAGCGCAGAGUCCGGAGACUCUGAGAUCGAGCUUGUGUCUGAAGAGCCUCCCAAGACCAGUAGCAACCCAUUCGCAGAGCCCCCUAAAAGUAAGGUCACUUUCAGCCAGGCUAACAACCCCUUCGACAGCCCCCCAGUUGCCAAGGGUGGUUUUGGCCCCACGGGCGCGCAUGCCCCGCCCACGGCCUACAGCAUUCUGCGAGAGGAGAGGGAGGCUGAGCUCGACAGUGAUCUCAUCAUCGAGUCUGCAUCGGAGGAAAGCCCCAAGAGAGAGCAGGGCCUCAAUCAGGGGGUCACCCCUCCCUCCCCUCUGGUUCCCACCACCGUUUCUCCCCGCAGUACUACCGAGGGGGUCCCAGUCCAACCCGUGAUUGCCGAAAAGGUCAAGAGCCCGGCAAAAACAGAGGAGGAUCGUUCCAGCAAGCCUAAGCCCCCAACUGCUGCUGUGCCUCCGGAGGUGAGAUCAGAAAAACCCCACCAGGCUGACAUGCACAAACCCACCGACGACGGCAAAGGAGACGCAGGAAAACCUGCCGUGUCAGUUCUUUUGGGGGGCUUCAACAAAGAAAAAGCGAUUGACCUCCUGUAUUGGAGGAAUGUGAAGCAGUCAGGCGCCGUGUUCAGCAGUGUGCUCCUGCUCCUUUUCUCCCUGACCCAGUUCAGCGUGGUCAGUGUCGGGGCCUACUUAGCCCUGGCGGCCCUCUCUGCCACCAUCAGCUUCAGGAUCUACAAGUCUGUGCUGCAGGCCGUGCAGAAGACCGACGAGGGGCACCCGUUCAAGGCUUACCUGGAGAUUGAAAUUGCUCUGUCUCAGGACCAAAUUAGUAAAUACGCUGACAAAAUCCUGCUGUACACCAACACCUGCAUGAAGGAGCUCCGCCGGCUGUUUCUCGUACAAGAUUUGGUCGACUCUUUGAAGUUUGCAGUUCUGAUGUGGCUGCUGACCUACGUAGGUGCUCUCUUUAAUGGCCUGACACUGCUCAUCCUAGCUGUGGUCUCCAUGUUCACCUUGCCUGUGGUCUAUGAGAAGCAUCAGGCACAAAUUGAUCAGUAUGUGGGAUUAAUACGGACCCAGGUCAACUCUGUGGUGGGGAAGAUCCAGGCAAAGAUCCCCGGCGCCAAAAGGAAGGAGGAGUAAAUCUGUUCUCGUCACUGCAAAAGCGGACGGUCCGGUCCAGCUCAGUCGGGCUCACCGCGUGGGAGGGUGGGGCGUAGUGCUGUGUCAUCUCGGUGUUCUCUAAAAGCAUCCACUGGAGAAGCCUUCACCCUGUCUAUAACAGUUCAAAACACUAACUCACUGUCACACGUGAAUAAUCCUGCUUCUAGGUAGACGAGUACACUCAAAAAUCAAAGGUGAAAAAACAAAAAAAAAAUAACGAAACUGACUUUUUUUUUUUGUGUUGCUUAUUAUGAAGUGCAUGAAGUUGAGCCUUGGGUAAAUAAUAUUUCAUCAUCUUUUGUGCAGUUUUUAAAAAUCACGCUUYAUUUUAUCGCUUUUGCAGUGCUUGCCACAAAUUGUACGGUUUAGCACAAAAAGGCUGAAUGUCCAUAGAUGUGCUCUGCUGCCAGUGUUAAAUACUACUUUGUUUCAGUAAAAAAAGAAAAAGAAAAAGGUUUUCCUUUUGGUGUUUUCAAGCACAAAAUAACUUAAGAUAUGCGUCUUAAAUGUGGUAACUGUAGGGUUUUUGCUUUUGUAUAACUAUAAGGAACAAUACACAUGCUCACAUUUAGGUACUGUUGUACAACUACGAUGAAGACAAGAAGUAUCUGGUGAUAUUUAGCUUGUUUGAAUAACUGUCCAACUUUGUACUAUGUUAAACUAUACUCUGUAGUUUGUUAGACCCUGGACUCCAACUAUUUGCACUUACGGUAUGUAUUUAAUUACAAGAAUAAGAAAAAUAAAUGUUCCUUGGUGUAA